Messenger RNA from Cercocebus atys (sooty mangabey), 7976 nucleotides. RefSeq names its product collagen, type XXV, alpha 1 (gene COL25A1). The coding region runs from base 681 to 2771 and encodes 696 amino acids. The record is from RefSeq and is a predicted model, not a curated record. The transcript has 39 exons. Lineage: Eukaryota; Metazoa; Chordata; Mammalia; Primates; Cercopithecidae.
CAUCCCGAAGGGUAUUUAAGGAUCGCGCACGCGGGGUUGCGGAGAUCUUUCCGGCAGCCGCGACUUAGGCUUCGCGACUAGCAUUGGCUCCUUGGGUUUAUUUGGUUUUCCUCUCUUCUCCCCCUUAGCCGCCCCUUUCGCGCUGCGCUGUAGCGUGCUCUCCCAGCCUUUUUGCCUUGAACUGAAUGCAGGUGGGAAACAGGUCGGCGUGCUGAAAGACACCGAGUAGGUAGAAAUAAGGCAAACUCACAGAGGCGCAACAGGUUCGGUCCUCCGUGGCCAGGGCGAGCCGCGGCCCCGCGCCGUGCCUCGGUAGCCGUCCCUCGGACCCUGAGCGACCGCUGUCGGGGACCUCGGAAGAGGUGUCUGUCCUCUGGGAGUCGGAAGAGCUGUCUGGGUGGGCUUCGUCUUGCUUUUUACCCCACCGCCACCCGGUACCCGGUCUGAGGGUGCUUUUCACUUCCAGCUGGGAGGAGAGAAGAAAGCGGGGAUAGUGCACGCCUGCGGGUCUGGACGCUGAGCAAGGCAGGGGUCCAUCUCCGCUCGCGGGCUUGACUCCACCAGCUAGUUGUGCAACCACAGGGACUGAACUUUGGAGGAAUCGACCUUUUUCUUUCCUUUUAGGAUUAUUUAAGGUGUAGAGGGUGGGAAGCGAAGCCGAGACGGCCGACCCCGCCACGAUGCUGCUGAAGAAGCACGCAGGAAAAGGAGGGGCCCGGGAGCCCGGAUCCGAGGACUCGAGCCCUGCCGAGCAGCAUUGUGCCCGGACCAUGUCACCGUGCGCCUUCCUGGCGGCUCUUCUGUCAGUGGUGGCCGUGGUGUCUUGCCUGUACCUGGGUGUGAAAACCAACAACCUCCAGGCGAGGAUCGCCGCUCUCGAAUCCGCCAAAGGGGCCCCUUCCAUUCAUCUGCUGCCUGAUACCCUGGAUCAGCUCAAGGCUAUGGUGCAAGAGAAAGUGGAGCGACUUCUGGCUCAGAAAUCCUAUGAACAUAUGGCUAAAAUAAGAAUCGCAAGAGAAGCACCUUCAGAAUGUAACUGCCCAGCAGGCCCUCCAGGGAAACGAGGUAAGAGAGGCCGAAGAGGAGAAUCUGGUCCUCCUGGUCAGCCUGGGCCUCAGGGCCCUCCUGGUCCAAAAGGUGAUAAGGGAGAACAAGGUGAUCAGGGACCUCGGAUGGUGUUUCCUAAAAUCAAUCAUGGGUUUCUCUCUGCUGAUCAGCAGCUCAUUAAACGCCGCCUGAUUAAGGGUGACCAAGGACAGGCAGGGCCUCCAGGACCCCCUGGCCCUCCAGGCCCAAGAGGGCCACCUGGGGACACAGGGAAAGAUGGCCCCCGUGGAAUGCCAGGAGUACCUGGUGAACCAGGAAAACCAGGAGAACAAGGCUUGAUGGGUCCUCUAGGGCCUCCAGGACAAAAGGGUUCUAUUGGAGCACCUGGAAUUCCAGGGAUGAAUGGGCAAAAGGGUGAGCCCGGGUUGCCUGGAGCAGUAGGACAGAAUGGAAUACCAGGACCAAAGGGAGAACCUGGAGAACAAGGUGAAAAGGGAGACGCUGGAGAGAACGGCCCCAAAGGUGACACAGGCGAAAAGGGUGACCCUGGAUCAUCUGCUGCGGGAAUUAAGGGAGAACCUGGAGAAUCUGGUCGUCCAGGGCAAAAGGGUGAACCAGGGCUUCCUGGGCUUCCUGGACUUCCGGGGAUAAAGGGAGAACCAGGUUUCAUUGGUCCUCAAGGAGAACCAGGCUUACCAGGUUUACCAGGAACAAAAGGUGAACGGGGGGAAGCAGGACCUCCUGGAAGAGGUGAGCGAGGGGAACCCGGAGCCCCCGGACCAAAGGGGAAACAAGGUGAAUCAGGAAGUAGAGGCCCAAAGGGGUCAAAGGGGGAUCGUGGAGACAAAGGGGACUCUGGAGCUCAGGGACCAAGGGGUCCACCUGGUCAAAAAGGGGAUCAAGGAGCCACUGAGAUCAUAGACUACAACGGCAACCUCCACGAAGCCUUACAGAGGAUUACCACGUUAACUGUCACGGGUCCUCCUGGGCCUCCUGGACCUCAAGGACUACAAGGGCCAAAGGGAGAGCAAGGAUUUCCAGGAAUCCCAGGAAUGGAUGGAGAGCAGGGACUCAAAGGCUCAAAGGGAGACAUGGGGGACCCAGGUAUGACAGGCGAAAAAGGAGGAAUUGGACUUCCUGGAUUACCGGGAGCCAAUGGAAUGAAAGGAGAAAAAGGAGAUUCUGGAAUGCCAGGUCCACAGGGUCCUUCUAUCAUAGGCCCACCAGGCCCACCAGGUCCCCAUGGCCCACCUGGCCCCAUGGGACCUCAUGGACUUCCUGGACCAAAGGGUGAACCAGGGUUAAAUGGUGUUAAAGGAUUGAAGGGUGAACCAGGUCAAAAGGGUGACAGAGGACCCCUUGGUCUUCCAGGAGCAUCUGGCUUAGACGGAAAGCCAGGAUCCCGGGGAACAGAUGGUCCUAUGGGACCCCAUGGCCCUGCAGGUCCCAAAGGAGAAAGAGGUGAAAAAGGAGCUAUGGGAGAGCCUGGACCAAGAGGGCCCUAUGGGCUGCCUGGGAAAGAUGGAGAGCCUGGUCUUGAUGGCUUCCCUGGUCCACGGGGUGAGAAGGGCGAUCUAGGAGAAAAGGGAGAAAAGGGGGAAAAGGGAAAGAAAGGCAAAAAGGGCCCUAAAGGGGAGAAAGGAGAACAGGGUGCUCCUGGAUUAGAUGCACCCUGCCCGUUGGGGCCAGAUGGCUUACCCAUGCCUGGCUGUUGGCAAAAGUGAUGAAUCUAACCUUUCAAGCAUGAAGUUGUGUAUAUAAUGGUCCUCUUUUAAUAUUUAUAGUUGAAAACUGAAUUGCAGAUUUUACAAGUCUGAGAUAUGUUUACAUAGGGCUGCUUCUUCCUGCUGGCAAUAGUAUACAUGUCCAUUUUUACUCCACUUACAUCUGAAAUUGGGCAAUUUGUGAAAUCAGUGAGUAACCUGCAAAAAAUAUAGAUCAGUAUCUCUUUAUCUUAUGUGAAGAUACGUAUUUAUAUGGACAAAUCAGUGGUAGAUAAUGAUUGAUUGUACUAGCUAUUUUCCUUCUUCGGGCUUGCUAAUUGCAUGGACAAAAAGUGCCAUGAAAUAGUUUACAUGAAAUGGUGACCAAAUAUGGGCUCAAAGCUAUGAAAAUGUACUAUACUGACUGAUUUGAGAGUUGAUUAUCACAUUCCUAUUCACCUUUCAUGUUGGCAUUGACUCAUACCUACACUACCCAUUGAAAUUGACUAAAAAAGCAUGACUGUGUGCCAAACCUGCUUGCUGUGCAACUUCAGAUGCUAGCAUGCUGAUCACAAGUCCUUUGAUUACAUCUGAGCUUUUAUUCCUUUUGUCAUCUCAAGGGGGUUACACCAUGGCUUAUUGCCAAAAAGAGAUAAGGUGGUGGAGAGCACACACACAAUUUGUCUUGUAUUUUGAGGGAGUUGCAGUCCUGACUGCAGAUCUUCAGCUUCCAGUAUUGUGGGCUCACGUGGCCACUUUGGUUGAAAUACGAAGGGGUUGAGCCUGUUGCUGCCGCCAGUUUUCCUUGGGCUGCCCUUGGCAGUGAAGACACGGGAAGAGGACCGAUUCAGCCUCCAGCACUGUCCCUCGUGUGACCAAGUAGGAAAGAGGUUUACAAAUGCAAACAUGCAGAACCAGACUUAAAAAAUAUAUAUAAAUAAACUGAAUUUCAGCAAGUGUUAAUAUGGGUGCUUUUAAAAAUGACAGAGGCACAGCGCUUCUUUUGGAAUAGGAGAUUCUUGGAAUGGGAGCCCUUGUCCCUGAGGAAACAGGGAUGUGCAUCCCACCAAAACUUGGGUUACUGAAGAAAUAACAUGUUCUGAGAAGGGAUCAGCCAAAAUCACCUUUCCUGAUGAUGUAGGAGAGCUUACUGGGACAUCUGUGCCAAAGUUGUUGUGAGAGCUUUCCUUCCUCCAAAGAUCCAACCCAUGUCAAACAUUUCCUACAAAGUUUGAGAAACAGAAAGGUAUUUUUCAUUCUUUUUAAUGCUUUUUCCUUUUUCUUUCUUUAGUCCCAGGAAUAUUGAAAAAAUAUUCAUUUCAGUUUUUGUCACAUAUGUUUUGAAGAAUUUUUUUAAGAAGACUUCAAAUCAUAAUAAUUUGGCUCCGAUGGUCAAAAUGACCUUUUACUAACUUCUCUCUUGUUUUGGAUAAUUGCAUAGAGUAUAAAAUAAGCUCCACUUUCAGUCUAAUCAUUGUAAAGCAUGAAAGUUACACAUUUUUAAGUAUGUUUUGACUUUCUUUACAUGAUGAAUGUAACGUACAUGGAGAUUAUCAGUUAAUAUAAAGCCAAGAUUUUGUCACAUUUGAUAAUAUUAAUUUCUGUUUUUAUGGUUUUAAGUUUUGUCUAUAUUUAGAUUUCUUUCUUUUUAACAUUUCUAAAUGUUUGUCUCAUCCUCAUAUCCACAGACCAAAUCUAAGAUCUCAGAAAGCUGUGAAAUAUAGUUGCCAUAAAGAGAGUAUUUUUCAUCUACUUGCUCAAACUUUACCUAAACGAAUUAGACGGAACAUUUCUUUGCACAGUAAAGAGUUGGUAGCGUGUUUUGAAAUGGCUUAUUCUAAGUGGAAGUGUUACAUUAAAAGAAACAUUAUCAAUGAGGAGUAGGCACCCUUUCAGCCCAUUAGAGAAUUUAAUUUCUCUCCUGACUCGAUGCCGUCUUCUGGGAAGAUUUCUAGUUUCACGCAUAGGUGUCACCACCAGAAGGGAAAUUAACUCAUCACUGGCUUAUAGUUAAGAUAUAACCAUAAGACAAGAAACCUAAAAUCCUCAUGAUCUCAUUUAUGUUAUGUAACCAAAUGACGGUCAUACAAAAUGGCAUCUUUUUUUUUUUCUAUUAAAUUUUUAAAGUUGAAAGAUGUUUAAACUAUUAGAUCAGUCUAAUUGGUAACAUCUCUGGUAACAUUCCACACCCCUAAGCCAGUUUAGCAUUUUGAAAAUAAUGGAGGGCAUUUUCUAACAAUUUCUUGUAUGGCAUGGUGUUAGGAUAAGGUAUUGCUCAAUGUCUGACACAAUUUGUCUUAAAUGGUUUGGAAAAAUGAACUGAAGUGGGUGGAACGACAUUCUCUUCAGGAAAACAAACUACAGUGUCCAGUGGCUGUAUUUUUUCCCUUCUAUCUUUUUUUCUGCUUCUCUAGUAGAAAGAGGUGGAUUGAGAUGGAUCACUAUUUAAAACUUGCACAGCUUCAGGAGAUGAUACCUCUACAUCAAAAGAAAAACACUUUAUGUACAAAAAAUUUGUUUUGAAAUACAGCCCUUCAAAGAAUACUGUUCUGUCCUGUGUGUAUAUUGAGUUUUUUCUCUAUAACUGAUUUCACAACAUCGACUUAUUUCAUGAUUAAAUGAGGUUAUAAACUUCCAUUACAUUUAUUUCCUUGGGAAAAACAAAGGGAUGACGAUACUCCUCCUUGUUCAGUGGAAUUGCUAGGUCUUAACCAUAAUGGAUAAUCUUUAACUUUCGGUUACUACAAUGUUUUCAAGCAUCCAUUUUGUCAUCAAUAUAGAGAAUUCUUAAAUAAUUUCUAAAUGAAUGAAAGAAUUGUGUUUGUUGAUAUGUGUUGAUAGAUAAUAUACUUUCCUUAAAGAUUUUUUUAAUGUAUGUUAUUGGAGAGAGGGUUGAGAAAAUAUACAUGAAAGACACAUUGGAAACAAGGCAAGGUCAGUUUCUAUUUCUGAUAAAACAUUAAAAGAUGGCAAAUUGAUAUGUGUUUUAGAUUUAAAAUUGUUUUUCAUGUAUGUUGGUUGGUGCUAAUGUAUUUCUUUUCCUUUUUCUCUAUGGACAAUGCAACUACUAUGGAUAAUUUUAUUUCCCUGCUUAAUAGCAUUCCUAAAUCAUUAGUGUGUGAUUUUAUUUUUAAAGUUCAUGAAUUUGCUAUAAUUAUGGUCCAAUGACCAGGCUUUCUUAAUGUAAAACAAAACAGUAUACCUAUAGAUGGAUGAUGUGUGUUUACUCGGAUCAUGGAUCCUCCUCUUUCAUAGUCAUUUCAUACAUCAUAUGCCUUUAUCUACUUUCAUGUGUCUCAUCUUUUUCAUUCACUCAUCUUUUAGUUUAUAUGAUUUGAUGAAACAUGACAAAACUAGCAUUAGAGAAGUCUGCACACACCUUAUAGAGUACUUAGUGCACAAAUAUACCUAAUUUUUUCUUUCAGUUUUUGUUUUUCAUUAGUAAAAGCAGUCUUGGAGGACUUUUUUUCUCAUGUGAUCUUAUAGAGGACAUUAGAAUAUCUUUAAUUCCUACUAGAAGAAAGGUCUUGUUUUUAAAUUUACAUUCUGUGCAUACGAUGUUCUGAUGGGACAGCAAGAACUUACACAUCAAGUAGUUUAUACUACAUGUCCUUUGUCUAUCUAUCUAUAUAGACAUAUAUAUAUGCUAGUUUAGAAAACUGUCAAAUCAGCAUGUCAGUACCAAUGGAAAAAUUGUCUUUGAUAUGUUGUAUUUUUAUCACUUAGGAAAUGUGCUUAAUUUCCAAGGUUUAUUUUUUUUUUAAUGUUACUAUCAAAGCAUGAACACUUAACAUAAUUUGUUAUUCUUUCUUUCCCCACUAUAUAUUGUCUUACCCAGAAUUGGGCUAUACUUUGGUGGUAUUUUAACAUCUUCUAAUAAGUGAUCAUAAGCAACAUACAGAUGCUAAUAUUUGAAAUCUUGUUUUUUCUUAUUUCCUAAUAAUCAAAUUAUAUUAAUAUUUCGCACUUCAAAAAAAUAGGAUUUUCUAAUUUGUAAAAACAAAAGCUCCUGCUAUCUCUUGGAAGUUAAGUCCUUAGGAACCCUAUCUUAUCUUUCUAAAAAUAAGAACAAUCUGACUAUUAUUGUGAUUCUGGCUAUUAAAAUCAUACAUCCGUAGUGGAAUUAACAAGCUUGACCAAUUAUGAUUAUGCUAAAUUGUUUUAGACUAGAAGGACUGUCAGUCCCUACUUCUUCCCAUUUUUAUUGGGAUAUCUAUGUUGGCUAGAUUUGUUGCCAACAUAAAGUUGACACAGCAGGACACUCCUCUAACUUAAAUUUGUAGUGGAGUUUGGUUUUUGCUAACCCCAUACUAAUAAACACUUUAAUGACUUUUUUCAUUUCAAAAUAUUUAAAUGUAUAAAAUUGCCUGUGCUGCUUAUUGAAAGAACUGUCCUUUUGGGAAUGGGAAGAUUUUUUCCAGCCUAAACAGUUAUGCGUGAUUUAUUAACAACUUAACAAAGAAAGUACCACAUUUCUCAAAAUGUAGUUGAUAUUCUCACCUAUCUCAGAAAUAUUAAUGAAUUGGAUUCACAAAAGAAUGUCUUACAUACUGUUGACAUUUAUGUGAGUAUUCUUUAUACUGUUGUAAAUGUUUCAUUCAACUUAAUAACAUUUUUAAAAGAUGUAUGUAUCUGAUUUUUCUUUAGAAAAUAUUAUAUUUUUAUUUGUAUUUUUUACAUUUUAAAGUUCAUCUCUAUGUGCAGCUAUUUUUAUAUUGCCAAAAACUCACAUAAAUACAAAAUAAGUGAAAUAUGCAAAAAAAAUAUUUUGGCAAGCAUUACACUGCGUAUUUUUUUAAAUGUUUGUGGGCCAGUCUCAUAUAAUUGAUUAUUCUAAGAAUGUGUUGUGUCUUAUCACUGUAAAUAUGGCACAAACCUGUUUAUCUUAGUAGUGUAAAUAAUUGAAAGAUUGAAUUCUCCCUGUUCAAUUUUUACUUUAAUUUCAUUGUACUUUCUCCAGCUGACAUUACUGUAUCAAAAGAUGCAUAAGAUUUUUGAUUUGCGGUUUGGAGAUAAUUGCAUUGUGUUCAGUUUCCAAUUUGUUUUUAUUUGCUUUUUAAAUUUGUUUUCAGGGUUCCUAGUUUGUGAGAAGUUGAUCUUCAGAAUUAUUUUUACACUAUUUAUGACUUAUUUUCAUAAUGUAAAAAGUGUGUAAUUAUUACAAUAUUAAUCCAAACAAUGAUAAUGAAUUGUAUUGUUAUAAAGCUUUAUUGAUGUUCAUGAAAA